Molecule: messenger RNA, 666 nt
Organism: Colletotrichum higginsianum IMI 349063
Lineage: Eukaryota; Fungi; Ascomycota; Sordariomycetes; Glomerellales; Glomerellaceae
Product: NUDIX domain-containing protein
Exons: 2
Coding region: 1-666 (221 amino acids)
Source: RefSeq, a predicted model, not a curated record
AUGCCGCCCCCGGCCUUCGACCUCGCCUACCCGCCCUCCCUCGAGCCCUACAACACGCCCGCGCGCGCCUGGCUCGCCGCCAACGCCAAGUCGUGGGACGGCCUCGCGACGGGCGCCCUCGUCUUCGACCGCCGCGGCCGCGUCCUCCUGGUCCAGCGCGCCGCCCACGACAGCAUGCCGCUGCGCUGGGAGACCCCCGGCGGCGGCGCCGACGACGACGACGCGAGCCUGCUGGCCGCCUGCGCGCGCGAGCUCUGGGAGGAGGCCGGGCUCGAGGCCGUCGAGGUCGUGCGCGUCGUCAGCGAGGGCGCCGCGAGGGAGCCCGGCAGCGUCUUCACGAACCGCACGGGUACGGCCGUCUAUUGCCGCUUCGCGUUCGAGGUCCGGGUGAGAGAGACUGGGGACCGGGACGGGGACGGGGACGAGAUGGAGGUGAGGAUCGACCCGGAUGAGCACGCCGACUAUGUCUGGGCUUCGGAGGAGGAGGUCCGGAGGGAGAGGGUCGGGGACAAGGAGAUCCCGAUCACGAACGGGCAGAUGGCGAGGCUGAUUCUUGACGGGUUCCGGAGGAGGAGGGAGGAGCCCGUGGAGGGCGAGAGGAAGGUCGUCCAAGGAGGCAACACGGUAGGCAGACACAGGUGGGAAUAUCAGGACAUUCAGGACUGA